AUACGUUAAAAGUCAAAAUAUGUAUAAACAAUAAAAAUAAAGGGGCUUAUAAUUUAUAAUAGCUUAUAUUUGUUUUGAAUUUUGAAUUGAUAUUGUAUUUUGUUUACUUGGUAAAAUGACUUCAAAUAUUAAUACAAAUGAAGAAGACUGCUUCUUCUUUGAAUCCGAACAUUUAGCUUUAAAAGGCAAUAAAGAUUAUUGUGAUGUUCUUAAAACUUUAUAUAUUCUUGUAGCUCAAAGAGAAAGAUUAAUAAAGGAUUAUAAUCAAGUUGUUGAAGUAAAAAGGCGUGCCUUGGAAGAUACUCACGAUUUAUUUAAGAAAUUUGUAAAUAAAGAAGAUUUGGGUAUGCAAUUGCCUGAUAGGAUGGAGCUAGCAAAGCUGCCAGUAAUUAAAUUUGAAAACUAUGAUGUGAAACUUCCUCAAUCAGAAAUAGAUCUAAUAUAUUCAGAGACAACUCCAGCUGUUCAAGUAGAAGAUGAACUCAAGAAAGCAACAGACAAGUCAAAAUAUGAAGGCAAUAAUGCUUGGACUUCAGAGGAGCAGAAGAAGUUAGAAGAAUUGCUUCUAAAAUAUCCACCGGAACCGAUUGAAAGGAGAAGGUUCAAGAAAAUAGCCAAAGAAUUAGGGACUCGAUCUCCUGCUCAAGUUGCCAGCAGAAUUCAGAAAUAUUUUUUGAAACUGUAUCAAGCUGGUUUACCCAUUCCAGGGAGAUUGCCAAAAUCUGUUGAUAAAAUUAAGAAAUCGUUUUUGCACAAACACCAACGCCAUAACUACUAUUUAUAUAAACCGUCAACUUUCUUUCCCAAAUUUAACCCUCCUGUUAUCAUGGACGAGAUGGAAGAUAUGCCAGGUCCUAGCUCCAGUCACCACCCUGCAGAAGAACCUGCGACACCGUCGAAUUGUCUAGUGGAACCGGAGUACCUUAAUGGUAAUGAAAUGAUGGGCAAAGGUAAAGCAGAAAUUCAGGUACAGUUGCUGAAGAAAGUCAAAGAAAUAAAACUACAAGAAAGGGCGUACGAGAAUUGUUUCCAACAUAUUGAGUUUAAGUGCGAUUAUUGUUCUGCUGAACCGAUUGUUGGUAGCCGUUGGUCGUGUCUAGUGUGUCCCAAACUCACAAACUUCUGUACAGAUUGCUUCGUGUCUCAAAUGUAUGCCAACAACUGCCAUCCUCUGACGCAUCCAAUGGUUAUAUAUCGCGAUGCCGAAAAUUAUUGUCUAUCCCACGGUGAAGACAUAUCUUCUAUGGGAAACGACAAGUCUAAAGACGUAGAUAGUGAUAACGAAGACACCACUGACAGCUUCGAGUCCAUGAAUCGAGCGAUAAAGGAAGAAAACGAGGAAGGUUUAGGAACCGACGAGGAGAGCAGGAGUAAUUUUGACAGUGAUAUGAAUUAAAAUUAGGUUAAGUUUUAUUAUAAAAAAUUAAAUAAAAGGCAUAUUUAUUAU
Messenger RNA from Diabrotica balteata, 1447 nucleotides. The record is from the annotation of a GenBank genome assembly. NCBI's taxonomy places the organism in Eukaryota, Metazoa, Arthropoda, Insecta, Coleoptera, Chrysomelidae.